AUGCUUUGUGGAACGGGGAGCAAACUAGACUCCGACACUUUAGUUGAUUACAUGGACUGUUUUGGAAAUGUUUGUGCGGAAUAUUUCUUAAAGAAUCCUUUAAAAAUCGGGAGCUUUGGUAAAGUCGUGGAGAUUGACGAGACAUACCUUACCAGGAAAAAGUACAACAGAGUGGAGCGACAAGAUGCUGCUACCCUUCUGCCACUGAUCAGGCAAUAUGUUGUUCCAGGGACAAAUAUAGUGUCUUAUCAGUGGGCUACAUACAGUACCAUCGAGAACAUGUCAGAGAGAUACCAGCAUGAGACCGUCAUCCAGUCUCCACUUUAUUAA
Molecule: messenger RNA, 330 nt
Organism: Enterobius vermicularis (human pinworm)
Lineage: Eukaryota; Metazoa; Nematoda; Chromadorea; Rhabditida; Oxyuridae
Source: the annotation of a GenBank genome assembly